This is a messenger RNA of Nerophis lumbriciformis (worm pipefish), 1938 nucleotides long. NCBI's taxonomy places the organism in Eukaryota, Metazoa, Chordata, Actinopteri, Syngnathiformes, Syngnathidae. The record is from RefSeq and is a predicted model, not a curated record.
AUGUGGCAGGAGGCCCGCAAGCACGAGCGCAAACUCCGUGGCAUGAUGGUCGACUACAAGCGACGUGGCGAGCGCCGCCGAGAGUACUACGAGAAGAUCAAAAAAGAUCCGGCCCAAUUCCUCCAGGUUCAUGGACGGGCCUACAAGAUCCACCUGGAUCCUGCUGUGGCUCUGGCUGCAGAGUCUCCCAUCAACAUGAUGCCUUGGCUAGGCGACGCCAGCAACAUGAUUGACAGGUUUGACGUACGGGCUCACCUCGACUAUGUCCCAUCUUACAUGCCUCCGCUGAUCACUACACCAACACCAGAGCAGGAAAUGGAGGAAAGGAAGUGCAAUUAUGAGCGCUAUAGAGGCCUCGUGCAGAAUGACUUUGCCAACAUCUCCGAGGAGCAGUGUUUGUACCAAAUCUAUGUGGAUGAGCUCUAUGGUGGCCUACAAAGACCAAAUGAAGAAGAGAAAAAAAAGCUGGCUGAGAAAAAGGUGGCUAUCGGUUACACGUACGAGGACAGCUCUGUGACUGAACCCGAUCCCGCCUCAGACAAAGACGAGGACAAUUCGGAGAACAGCGAAUCUGAAGAGGAUGAGGUCAUCCCAGAUAUCGAUGUGGAGGUCGAUAUCGACGAGCUGAAUCACGAGCAGGAAAAGGAGCUUAAUAAAACCGCUACUCCCUACGGAAUGGCUGAAGGAGACUUUGUCAGGAUGUUGAGGAAGGACAAAGAGGAGGUAGAGGCCAUCAAGCAUGCCAAGGCGCUGGAGGCGGAGAAAGCCAUGUACUCUGGCCGUCGUUCUCGCCGACAGAGGAGAGAGUUCAGAGAAAAAAGGCUAAAAGGAAGACAAAUCAGCCCACCCAGCUACGCCAGGAGAGACAGUCCAACAUACGAUCCAUACAAACGGCCAGAGUCAGAGUCCAGCUCUGAGUCUCGCUCACGUUCUCGGACCCCCGGUCCAGAGAAAAUCACCUUCAUCACCAGCUUCGGGGGCAGCGAUGACGAAGCGGCGGCGGCAACAGCAGCAGCGCAGGCUGUCGCCCCCCACAGUGGCCACAGCUCCAAUGCACAGCACCCUGCAGGUCAUAGCAGGGGCUCCCGGAGACGAAGGUCCUCGUCCAGUCGAUCACCUUCCUACUCCUCCUCUUCCUCUCGGUCCUCCUCAUCCUCAUCCCGUUCGCGCCGCCGAGGGCGCAGAGGAAGGGACGACCGGCGUUCCCGAACCCGCUCCCGAUUAAGGCGAUAUUCUCGGUCCUACUCACGUGACCGAGGAGGGUCCAGGCGAAGGCGAGAUCGCACGCGGUCUAGAUCGCGACAGAGAGAGAGAGCGAGAGACAGGGAGAGGAGACGAGAAUCUUCAAGGAGACGUUCCAGAUCCCGCUCCAGUUCACGUCACGGGGGUUCCUCGCGGCCAAGUGUCCGGAACAGCAGCGAUCACAAGCGUGGCGAGAGUGGCAGUGGCAGUCCCUCACCGUCUUCCCCCGGCCGGCUCAACCACAGCCUCUCCCCUGACCAACGAGGACCCCCUGUUUCUUCUAACACCAUUACCGACAAACUAAGAAAGCCUGAAACAGCGGGUGGUAAAAAGACGGGAGCCGCCAAAUCCAAGCUGACGCCGCAAGAGAAGCUAAAACUGCGAAUGCAGAAGGCCCUCAACAAGCAGUCCAAGGCGGAUAAGAAAGCAGCUCAGGUAAAGAUCCAACAGCAGGAGCACAAACGACAGGAGCGAGAGGGAGAACUACGAGCCAUGGCACGCAAGAUACGCAUGAAGGAACGUGAGCGGCGCGAAAAAGAGCGGGAUGAAUGGGAGCGACAGUACGGACGCCAGAGCAGCAACUCGCCUUCUCCCUCCAAAUAUGGCAGAGAUUCCAGCUCAUCUCGAAGGAGAUACCGAUCCAGAUCCCGAUCCCGGUCUCGCUCCCGCUCCAAGAGUCCCUACAGCAGAUACUGA